AUCUCAUCUAUUUGUUAAAACAUUGUAGUAUUUGUUAAAAUGAAUAUAUAUCAAAGAACAUUGAAGCUGAAAGAGUUGCUUUAUUGCUUCAAGAAUUGCUUCUCAACAAAUAUGCAGCUUUUGCGCAAAGACAAAGCUACUCUACUGAAACAGCCAAAGGACGUAACAAAAAGACCAAACCGUGAAUACCUAUUUGGGGUUGGUCCAUGUCAUCUUGCGUUAAAAAAUGGAAGACGAACUGUUUACAAGAUAUACAUUAGGGACGGUGCUUUAAAUACAGAUAGGAAAGACUUUAUGGAGAUAAGAAAUAAAGCAGAGCAGAUGGGCCUACCACUUCUACCAGCAAGUAAGAAAAAGCUUUUGUCUUUGAGUGGAGGAAGACCAGCUCAGAAUAUAGUAAUGGAAGUAUCACCUUUGAUGUUUUCAAAAUUUGAACAUAUCAAGGAGCAGAGCUGCAGCCAUGUACAAGAUAGCAACAAUCAUGAACUUUGGCUUGCACUGGAUCAAGUACAGGACCCCAUGAAUUUUGGUGCAAUACUAAGAACAAGUUCAUUAUUAGGUGUGUCAGGAGUUGUGGUUCCAAAUCAAAAUAGUGCUCCUCUAUCACCUGUUGUCAGCAAGGCUAGUGCAGGGGCAAUGGAAAUGAUGAAAAUAUUUCAAAUACCAGAAAUAGACUUAUUUCUCAAGGAAAGAUCAAGUGCAGGAUGGGAUGUUGUGGGUACAGUUCRCCCAAAUUCUUCAAACAGAUUUGAUGUUGAGCCAAUAAGUUGCACUGAUUUCAAAAUGGAUAAAACAACAGUUCUUGUUUUGGGAAAUGAAGGGAUUGGAUUACAAAAACAUGUCUUACAACAGUGUACACACCUAAUUUCGAUAUUUCCUCCAAGGAAUACUUCGGCACUUCAAGGUCCCGAUUCCUUCAACGUUUCCGUAGCAACAGGUAUACUCCUUUUUUCAAUCAUGAACAAUCGUCAUACUACAAGUCAAAGGUUGUCGUCAUAACUGGACUGGGUGGAACCAGGCGAACUACCAUACAAAUCAUUUUGCACUUGGUGGAACGAGGCGAACUAACAUACAAAUCACUCCAUGCACUUGGUUACGUGUUUGGUUUAGACUUGUACAGACUCGCUCCUCUCGCUUUUUAGGCUGCACGCAAUUGAUCAAGGGAAAGGCGAAGGAAAGUUAGUAACGAAUGGGUACGAGUCUGUGUUUGGUUACUGCCCUGUAAAAAGCAUCGAAUCUCAUACAUGCAAUCAUAUUGAUCUUCUUCAGCUUUUGAAUAAAAGAGUUACUUUAUACCUUGAUUGCAUUGUCAACGCUAUCAUCUUAGGAGGGUUUCCUGCACAUGAAUUUAUCAUAAUUCACAGUUUGCAUUUUAUAGUAAUUUUUCUGUCUAACAAUACUGAUUCAUUAACUAUUUUUGAACCUCAAUGCCAAUUGAGCGCAUGUUAGUGUAAAGAAGAAGACAUUCAUAUUCAAUGAUGCUGGUUAAGUAUAUGGAAAAAUUAACGGUUAAUAUAUCACUCCAAUAUAGAUAGUCUUGUCGAAAUUCCAUGCGAACAGUUGUGAGCACAAACAGCCGGUACAGGCAGGUAAAUAUAUGUUGCAAAGCAUGCGACUGAGCAGCUAUAUUUCAAGAAACUUAUAAAUAGGUCACAUCACACGCGUUCAACUCUUGAAUGUUUCGUAGCCCGAUAGAACGCUCUAAGAGCGCGUCGGGUUACUUGAUCACUGUCACUCUUGUAACGCAUGAGUCAAAAAGUUAUUUCUGAAAUAAAGCUAAAACAAACUGCA
Exaiptasia diaphana is the source of this 1791-nucleotide messenger RNA. RefSeq names its product rRNA methyltransferase 1, mitochondrial. NCBI's taxonomy places the organism in Eukaryota, Metazoa, Cnidaria, Anthozoa, Actiniaria, Aiptasiidae. Gene Ontology annotation, molecular function: RNA methyltransferase activity; RNA binding. The record is from RefSeq and is a predicted model, not a curated record. Bases 40 to 999 code for a protein of 319 amino acids. Gene Ontology annotation, cellular component: mitochondrion. The transcript has 10 exons. Gene Ontology annotation, biological process: rRNA methylation.